UUCCCCUCUAGUCUAGUUUGGAGCGCUAGGUGUUCUUUGUUUGCACCAUGUGUGCUGCUCGGUUGGUGGCGGCCGCUCAGGCCACGGUGUACUCUUUCUCCGCGCGCCCGCUAGCGGGUGGGGAGCCACUGAGUCUUGGCUCCCUGCGGGGCAAGGUGCUGCUCAUUGAAAAUGUGGCGUCUCUCUGAGGCACCACGGUCCGGGACUUCACCCAGAUGAACGAUCUGCAGGCGCGCCUUGGACCUAGGGGCCUGGUGGUUCUCGGCUUCCCGUGCAACCAGUUCGGACACCAGGAGAACGCCAAGAACGAAGAGAUUCUGCAUUUGCUCAAAUACGUCCGGCCCGGUGGUGGGUUCGAGCCCAACUUCACACUGUUCGAGAAGUGCGAGGUGAACGGUGCGAAGGCACAUCCACUCUUCACCUUCCUUCGAGAGGCCCUUCCGGCUCCCAGCGACGACCCCACUGCGCUCAUGACCGACCCCAAGUUUAUCAUCUGGUCCCCGGUGUGCCGCAACGACGUGGCCUGGAACUUUGAGAAGUUCCUGGUGGGCCCUGAUGGUGUGCCGGUUCGCAGAUACAGCCGCCGCUUUCCCACCAUCGACAUUGAGCCUGACAUCGAAGCCCUGCUGUCCCAGGGGCCCGGCCCGGCAUAGGGCUCCCCUCCCAUCCUGUCCUCGCAGUUGGCAGUUGCUCUUCUGGGGGUUCAUCCAUGAAGAUGUUUCCUCUCAACCUGCAUAGAGGAACAUCUGAUUCCCAGGAAAUUCCCUGAGAUGAGCACUGGCCCUGUCCACCCUGCCUCUCUCUACUCUGCCCAGACCAAAAUAAUUUCCCUCUAAUAAAGUGCUGUGUAUCACACA
This is a messenger RNA of Octodon degus (degu), 857 nucleotides long. RefSeq names its product glutathione peroxidase 1 (gene Gpx1). Gene Ontology annotation, biological process: hydrogen peroxide catabolic process; response to hydrogen peroxide; response to selenium ion. Gene Ontology annotation, cellular component: mitochondrion; cytosol. The transcript has 2 exons. The record is from RefSeq and is a predicted model, not a curated record. NCBI's taxonomy places the organism in Eukaryota, Metazoa, Chordata, Mammalia, Rodentia, Octodontidae. Gene Ontology annotation, molecular function: glutathione peroxidase activity.